Lonchura striata (white-rumped munia) is the source of this 1107-nucleotide messenger RNA. RefSeq names its product ADP-ribosylhydrolase ARH1. The record is from RefSeq and is a predicted model, not a curated record. NCBI's taxonomy places the organism in Eukaryota, Metazoa, Chordata, Aves, Passeriformes, Estrildidae.
UGCACCAUGGAGGAGACGGUGCCCUCGGUGGAGACCUACGAGGCAGCCAUGGUGCUGAGCGGGGUGGGGGACGCGCUGGGCUACCGGGGAGCCCGCUGGGAAUACUGCACCUCGGGCCCCCAGAUCCACGGCGAGCUGGCCGAGCUGGGGGGGCUGGCAGCCAUCAGCCUGGAGCCCCCCGAGUGGCCCGUCAGCGAUGACACCGUCCUGCACCUCGCCACCGCCGAGGGGCUGGCCACAGGCCUGGAGGGAGAACCCCUCCUGCAGGAGCUGGCUCGCCGCUAUGUGGCCGCCAUGGGGGACAUGGAGGGACGCAAGCCCGGACCCAGCAGCAUCCUAGGCACCUCCCAGCUGCGGCCGGGGGAGCCCGAGGGUUAUCGCAUCCCCUUCAACCCCCGCGGCACCGGCUGCGGGGCUGCCAUGCGCAGCCUGGCCAUCGGCCUCAGGUACCCACACGCCUCAGAGCUGCCAACUCUGAUCCGGGUGAGCAUCGAGAGCGGGCGCAUGACCCACCACCACCCCACCGGAUACCUUGGAGCACUGGCAGUGGCCCUCUUUGGGGCACUGGGGGCUCGGGGCGAACCCCCAGAACGCUGGGGGGCUGAGCUGCUGCGGGUCCUGCCCCUGGCAUGGGACUACGUGGAGGGCACCGGCGUGGCCGUGGAGGACAAUGCUGCUGCCUGGCCAUUCUUUGGGGAGGCGUGGCACCGGUACCUGGCCUCGCGUGGGCUCCUGGAAGGCGGCGGCCCGCCGCGGGUGCCAUCCCUCGCAUCCGCAGCGGAGCGGGACACCGAGUACCUCGGCUGGGCGUUGGACGGGUGGCCGGGGCGCAGCGGCCACGACGCCCCCAUGGUGGCCCUGGAGGCGCUGCUGGCGGCCGGCGGGAGCUGGGAGGAGCUGUGUGCCCGGGCGGUGCUGCACGGCGGGGACAGCGAUUCCACGGGCACCAUCGCCGCCGGCUGCUGGGGGCUGCGGGGCGCGCUGGCCGCCGUGCCCCCGGGGCUGCACCGCCGCCUCGAGUACCGCGGGCGGCUCCGCGAUGCUGCCCGGAGGCUCCACGCCCUGGCCUGGGGGGCACGCUGAGAUAAUAAACUGAAAUAAACAGGG